GCUGGUCAAGAUGUCCUCAAAUGCGCUGGCCUGCAUCUGCAAUGUGAUUAAUCCUUGUCGCAACGAGGUCUCCACCACCUUUGUGGUGGUCCAGUGGCUCAUCACUGGGUUUGCGGCCCUCGCCCAGGUGGUGCGACCCGUUCUUCUGCUCUUCGGCAUUCGCGGGGAGGUGGCCCUAAACCAGGAGGACUACAACAAGACCUGGAUCUAUAUGCCCAAUGGACAGGGUAAGCCCGAAGUGGCCUAUCUGGUGGAACCGCCGCCCGAGAACCGUAUAAAUCUGCCCCAGCUCAUCAAAUUCGAACUUUAUGGAAGCGACUCGAGUUCCAGUGCCGACUUCUGGAUAGAUGACAACGAUUUUGAGUUCCCGCAACGCCACAAGCGAGACACUUGGCAGGAGAUGGCCGAAAAGUUCAACCCGGAAUUGGACACAAAAAUUCUGGUCCACGGUUGGAAGUCCAGCACCAUGAGCAACUCGAUCCAGUCGAUUCGCGGAGCCUACAUUGAACGUGGUCAGGUGAACGUGUUCGCCAUCAACUGGAAGGAUCAGGCGGAUAAUAUUUACUACCUGACCCCGGCACGAUACACGGUGCAAGUGGGUAGGGCGGUUGCCAAGCUGAUUGACCUCCUGGUGGAGGAGAAGGAUGCGGAUCCACAGAGGAUCCACCUCAUCGGCCACAGUCUGGGAGCACACAUAAUGGGCUAUGCCGGGUCAUACACAAAGUACAGGGUCAAUCGAAUCACUGGCUUGGACCCGGCUCGACCUGCAUUCGAGGAUUGCAUUGGACCCGAGAAUCACCUGGACGACACGGAUGCCAACUUUGUGGACGUAAUUCAUAGUUGCGCCGGCUAUCUGGGGUUCCGAAAACCCAUUGGUAUGGUGGACUUCUAUCCAAAUGGCGGGGGACCACCACAACCUGGCUGCAAGGAGCUUUCGCAGAUUUUCACUGGUUGCAGCCAUGGACGUUCCUACGAAUAUUACGCAGAGUCCAUAAACUCUCCCAAGGGCUUUUAUGGUGUUCCCUGCUCCGGAUUGGACGAACUUAAGGGAAAGAACUGCACGGGUGGCAAAAUCCUAAUGGGUGAUCCUGUUCCACGGGACGCUCGAGGAAUAUUUUUUGUAAAAACGGCCAACAAACCUAGCUACGCCCUGGGAAUCGAUGAUAUCUUGAGCAACUAAUUUCGUCGUUUUCUUUAAUUAUUAAAAUCAUAUUUAUUAUUCAUGUACAAC
Messenger RNA from Drosophila ficusphila, 1231 nucleotides. Its product is annotated as inactive pancreatic lipase-related protein 1. Bases 11 to 1180 code for a protein of 389 amino acids. NCBI's taxonomy places the organism in Eukaryota, Metazoa, Arthropoda, Insecta, Diptera, Drosophilidae. The record is from RefSeq and is a predicted model, not a curated record. The transcript has 4 exons. Gene Ontology annotation, biological process: lipid metabolic process. Gene Ontology annotation, molecular function: lipase activity.